This is a messenger RNA of Saitoella complicata NRRL Y-17804, 935 nucleotides long. RefSeq lists its product as uncharacterized. NCBI's taxonomy places the organism in Eukaryota, Fungi, Ascomycota, Saitoellomycetes, Saitoellales, Saitoellaceae. The record is from RefSeq and is a predicted model, not a curated record. The coding region runs from base 230 to 832 and encodes 200 amino acids. The transcript has a single exon.
CCAAAGAUGAUCAACCCUUCGGAACAGGGUACAGUUGAAGUCAAAGGAGUCACUUGGCCGCAUAACACUUCUGUCUAACGGAUUUCCUUGUUGAUCGAUGUCCUGAAUGACGUAAUCGAUUCCAUAGUGCAUCGGUAUCGGUGUAUCGACGGAGAAAAACCAUAUAUAUCCUGGGUUCGACGGGAAUAAACACCUGACACCAAACACGUUACACGUUGCCAUCACAAUCAUGUCUUUCCUCACCCAGCUCUCCAAGCGCACCUUUACCACCUCCCUCGCCCAAUUCUCCAAAGCCAUGAACUCCGAAACGAUCUCCACGAUCACCGCUGCCGAGAAGGAAAUCACCGGCGAGGACCAUGCCGUGAAGGAUGGACCCACUGCUCGUGCACAGCAGCACGCGAAUGAGCCCAUCACGAGUCAGGUGUUGCAUGAUGUUACGGAGGGGGAGAAGAGAGUUACUGGGGAGGAUCAUGCGAUCAAGGGCGGGCCUACGUCUGUUGCGCAGUCCGAACUUUCGGCUUCACGUCAGGGCGGACAGGGCAGUCAGAACGAGAAUCAGACCACUUCUGCGUCUGGAUCCACAGGAUCUGGCAAAGUCGACUCGGUUACCCUCUCCGCUGUUAACGAUGCCGAAUCAAAGUUGACUGGUCAGCGCAAACCUGUCGCUGAUGGUCCCACGGCGCAGGCUCAGGGUCAUGCCAACAACCCUAUCACCAGUCAGGUUCUCCAUGACAUUACUGAAGGAGAGAAGAGGGUCACUGGCGAGGACCACGCUAUAAAAGGUGGACCUACCGCUAAGGCCCAGAGUGCUUUGUCUGAUGCCAGGAAAUAAGCCGGGAAAAAUGAUGAGGGAGUGUACGAUUAGAUUGGAUACCAUCAUCACCAGGUGUGCAUUAAAAGUAUGAUAUGUAGCAUGAAUGAAGAAGCUUGCAUCC